AUGCAGUUAUUGCUCCAAGGCGUUUUCAAGAGCGUGAGUCCAGCCAUUUCUUUCCAGAGAGUCCAACAUUCUCUCCAAUUGGCGCUGAAUCACUCUUUACGUAGAGAUGUGUUGAAACGUCAUGUCUCUGUCCAUGGUCCCUCGACUGCAAGGGACAGGCAAGGCACGGUAGUUGGUGGUAAUACACCUAUAGCCCGUGGCAGAGUAGUGCAAGCAUGUCAAGCAUGUGCAGUUAAUCACCUGCGGUGCACAGAUCUGAAGCCUUGUAGUCGUUGCGAGCAAGAUAAUCUGAUUUGCAUCUGGGAUCGCCCAACAGACUCGGACAUUUCUCAGAUGAACGUUGACUCCAAUACUUCGAGUCGAAAGUUUGGGGAUCUUGACGAGAAUGCUAAUCAAACGCCUCCGGUGCUUGACCCUGCCUUUGAUGAUCCGGAUCUCAACGGAAUUGGGAAUGCUCCGGCGAAUCCCAUUCAGUUACCGUCUGCUCUCCCCUCAGGUGUGUUGAUCUAUUUGAACGGGUAUAAUUUCCAUAAGAUACUGAAUGAAGUUCAAAAUUCUAAUGGAAACAUUUCGUCCCUUUUAGAAAUACCCGAACUCAACAACUUGUGCGGACAAUGGACACCAAUGAGAGUAUCAGACAUGGACUUUUCAACACACCUGGAGCUUAGCGACAUCGACUUGAGAUUUCUAGACGAAUACAACACCAAUAUCCCAUUCGAAUACGGCAGUUUCUCAGCAGAUGGCAACAACAGCCGCCCCGAUGAACAAGGACCUCUGAAUCAGUACAAACCGGUCGGAAUGUCUUCCGAAUCAUUUGCAAAAUCUUACUGGCGGUUUUGCCCCGCUACUCGGGACUCAACAAGGGCUGACAAUCCUGGGGAAUGCAAAGACCAGGUCCAAUAUCCGGAAACUCCUAUAUCUCUAGACCGGCGGGUGACGUGCAAACGACUAAGUACGGCUGCGCGAGACAGAAUCUUAAUGACACUGGUGGGAACUUGCCGCCCUGAAAACAUGCCCAAGGCCUUCAUGUCAUUCCCAUCGGUAGAGUUGUUGGAUACCUUGCUUCAAUUCUACCUUACCUCGCCGGUGUCUCGUGCGGAUUCCUUCAUACACUCUGCAACAUUCGAUCCGAAUGAACAAAGUCCAGAGCUUCUAGCUGCGAUGAUAUCAUCUGCUUCAAUCCUCACCAUUGAUCCUGCUUUGGCGAAACUUGGGUUUGCAUUCCUGGAGCAUGCACGUGUUGCCAUAGUCGGGCAGACACUAAUUGCUUUACGCCAGUGGGAAAAAGAAAACGAUCCCGUCCGAGAUUUGGAGCUUGCGCAGGCCUUUACCAUCGUUCUUGAAGUUGAUCUUUGGAGCGGCCACCACCGAAAGGUCGAGGUUACCGAGCGCUUCUUCCAGCCAUUUCUGACCCUCCUUCGGCGGAGCGGAAAGCUCAGACAAUCAUUUUAUCCUCGGAUUACUGUUUCUGAGACGGAUGAAGGUGAACAACUUCAGGCGUUGUGGCGAAAAUGGAGUCUGCUGGAGUCGUUUAAAAGGCUCGUGUUCAGGGUCAUUAGACACGACACGAAUGCGUCCAUGUCGCUACAAGUCAAUCCUCUGAUUUCUCAUGCGGAGAUGCUCAUUCCUCUUCCCGAGUCACAUUGCCUCUGGAAAGAAAAGAGCGCUUGCGAGUGGAAGUCGGCAAUGCUUGCCCCCAGAGCUCUCAAUCCCUCAGGGGUACUCACCGUGGCUGACUAUGCGGAUGAUUUAGAAGGUGCUUGUGCGUCUGAAAGUAUUGCAGAUACAGAGGUUGUCAGUACUGCGUUUCUGUCAUGUGUUUGGGGCUUUGCCUGGGAACAUAUCCAGCUCAAACUUUUCCAGAGGCACCGGCCACGGAGGUGGAACGCCUUAAUUAUGGCGUCGCGACAUGAUGAGAUCAUCAAGAUGUUGAAUCAGUUCCAAGUCAGCUUUGACGUCUGCGCAUCCUUUGCUCCCGAGGUGUUAAUGAAGCUGGAACUGAUUUUCAUGCACAUGGACAUCCCCCUCGAGGAUUGCCAGGUCUUUGCCGGCAUGCAAGGCCCUGAAGAAGCUCGCAAAGUGUAUCCUACGAUCAGAGAGUGGCACGAGAGCGAGGCUGCCCGGAGAGCAAUUUGGCAUGCCGGCCAGAUCAUCCGGAUUGCCCGAUCAAUGCCCAAGGGAACAAUACGGGGACCUAGCCCAAUAAUGGUGUAUCAUGCAAGUUUAGCACUUUGGGUCUACGGAUUGUUGUCUACGUCAAAGAACAAGACAAACCAGGGUGGCGACAGUCGUGCUGCCACAUCAGGGCCCCAUAGCCAACCCGUCUGGCUUGAUAGCCCUGAUAACCCCAGCGUCCAAAGAUUCUUACAGCUUGGAAGUGGGCAGCCAUGUAUUCGAAACCCCUCAAAGCUAGAUGUUUUGGAUAGUGAUAGUAGUGAAGAUGUGUACUUAUCAUCCCCUGAGAAAACAAUGGGGGCAGUCAUCGGAAUGUUGAGGGACAAUUUUGUAGGGACAGGAAGACCACUCCUGAUUGAGCAGACAAUUCAACUGAUGACGGGACUUCAAAAUAUGUCAAGAAGUCAUACUGCCUCAUGA
Molecule: messenger RNA, 2595 nt
Organism: Ilyonectria robusta
Lineage: Eukaryota; Fungi; Ascomycota; Sordariomycetes; Hypocreales; Nectriaceae
Exons: 3
Coding region: 1-2595 (864 amino acids)
Biological process (GO): regulation of DNA-templated transcription; DNA-templated transcription
Molecular function (GO): DNA-binding transcription factor activity, RNA polymerase II-specific; DNA binding; zinc ion binding
Source: RefSeq, a predicted model, not a curated record